Anastrepha obliqua is the source of this 764-nucleotide messenger RNA. RefSeq names its product 5-hydroxyisourate hydrolase. Gene Ontology annotation, biological process: purine nucleobase metabolic process. NCBI's taxonomy places the organism in Eukaryota, Metazoa, Arthropoda, Insecta, Diptera, Tephritidae. The transcript has 3 exons. Gene Ontology annotation, molecular function: hydroxyisourate hydrolase activity. The record is from RefSeq and is a predicted model, not a curated record. The coding region runs from base 185 to 673 and encodes 162 amino acids.
UUCUAAAAAUGCAUUAAGUAGUAGUAGAAUCGCCAAUAAUAUUUUCAGUAACCAAGUAUCAGUAUUGGCAUUUAAACACUUGACUCGGAAGAAUAAAGAAUCAUUUUUAUGAUAAACUGUCCAAACAAACUCCGGCAACUUAUCUCAUACUGAAGAUAACCAUUAAGAAAAAUAAUAAUUAAAAAUGAAGAUAAGUGCAGCGAUAAUACUGUCAUUGGGCAUUUUUUCAAUAAGAUUUCAUAGCACAAUGAGCAGCAGUUGGGAACGCAUUCGUUUACGCGUCGAAACAAAAGAGAGCUUUGAGCCGGUUGCCAGUAAUAAUGUGAGCGCUAAUGUAUCCACCAUAUCCGCACAUAUACUCGACACCACAGUGGGUCAAGCGGCGCAGAAUGUCAACAUUACCAUUUACCGCCUCGAAGGGGCAGAUCAUUGGCAAAAACUAAACGAAGAAAGAACAAAUCAAGAUGGACGUGUAAGCCAAUUAGUGAGUGCGUCGCAGUACAAAGCUGGCAUCUAUAAGUUACAUUUCGAUGUGGAAGCAUAUCAUGCAGAGCGUGGAGUUAAAAGUUUUUAUCCUUUUAUAGAGAUUGUUGUGAAGUGUGAACAGGAUCAGCAUUAUCAUAUUCCCUUACUAUUAAAUCCGUUCGGUUACACAACCUAUAGGGGUACUUGAUUUAAUGAUGGGCAGUUUAAUAUUGACACACACACGCACACGCAUACAUGCAUAGGUAUAAUAUUUUCCAAUAAAGGCAUUUGCAUUUUUU